Messenger RNA from Contarinia nasturtii (swede midge), 1649 nucleotides. RefSeq names its product 3'-5' RNA helicase YTHDC2-like. Gene Ontology annotation, molecular function: RNA binding. Gene Ontology annotation, cellular component: intracellular anatomical structure. The record is from RefSeq and is a predicted model, not a curated record. Lineage: Eukaryota; Metazoa; Arthropoda; Insecta; Diptera; Cecidomyiidae. Bases 78 to 1487 code for a protein of 469 amino acids. The transcript is spliced from 2 exons.
ACAUUAUUUUCAUAACGCAAUUUUGCGAGAGUUCCUAUUAGUUGAAAAAAAUUAAAUUUUUGUGUGCAAACUAAGACAUGCCGCGAUCAUAUCGCUUAAUGUGCGACAGUCGCCUGGAUUCUUAUAUUUUGCGAAAAGAUUGUGAAUCAUUUGAAAACGUUUUUUCUCUCAUUGAAGGCGACUACAUGCCGGCCAAUUAUGUUCAUCGUACAAAGCAACGCACCGUGUUGGGAAUUGCUGCGGAAAAUGGUUCACUGAAUAUGAUGUUAAAGCUUUUGGCUUUUGGUGAAAGUGCGACCUUUAAAGAUCCAUUUGGUAAAAGCGCAAUUGAUUAUGCGAAAGAAAAUAAACAAGAGGAAUGUUGUGAGGGUUGUGAGCUCUUAAUGUGUUAUGAACGUGUGACAUCCACCACAACAUGGAAAAAUUACGUGGAAAUUGGAAGAGCGUAUCGAUCAACACAAGGCACACAAAAUAUUAUUGAUCACAACUUACUUUUUCAUGUCAUUGAUCAUAUCCAUGAAAAUACGUCAAAAAAUGGCGCUAUUCUUGUAUUUUUGCCCAGCUACGACGAUAUAUGCGAACAACAUGAAAAGUUAGUAAGCGUACAUGGAUUACAGGAUUGGGGUUAUAAGAUUUUUGCGCUGCAUAGCGAACUAAAUGAUGAAAACAAUGAGGGUCAUGCUCAUGUCUUUGAUCGCAUGGAAAAUGGCGUUCGAAAAAUAAUAUUAUCUACAAAUAUUGCAGAAACAGCACUUACAAUAGAUGAUGUCGUCUACGUUGCAAGCGAAAAUAUUACAAAUUUGGGUAAACACGGUAAACAUUUGGUAAACAUGCCAAUCGAUUGUCAAUUGAGUAAGACACUCUUCUACGCAAUUAUUUUGCGAUGUUUGGAUCCCAUUGUUAUGAUUUCCAGUGCACUGUCGGUGAAAGAUUUAUUCGUACUUUCAUUUGAAAAUACACAGGAAGUGACUGAAAAAAUCAAUGAAACAAAAAAUCGAUUCGCAGAAAAUAAAUAUAGCGACCAUCAACUGUAUUUCAAUAUAAUUCAAAAUUGGUCGAAACAAUUACGGGAACAUCAACGAAAAUUUUGUGUCGAGAAUUACAUUUCACAAGGUAACAUGUUAAAAGCCGAAGGCAUUCGAUGUUUAAUCUUCGACUACAUAUGCAAAUCUGGUAUGAUUUCGCAAUCAAUGCGUGAAUUGAACGAAAAUUCCAGCAAUUGGAAUGUGGUGAACGCAUGCAUCAUGGCUGGGUUUUAUCCUAACCAUAUUGUGAAUAAUGGGAACAGCAUUGGAAAUACCCAUCCACAUCCGUCAUCUGUUGUGUCACAAGCUAGCCUAAAUCAACCUGGACUUGUGGUAUUUGAACAAAAACAAAAACGAAAGAACGGCAACUUUGUUCUGAAAAAUAUUUCAGUUUUACCAUCGGAAGCUGAAAGUUUGUUACCAAAAUUGGAAGAACUUUUAUGCCAAUUUGUUCGUUAUUGAUACAAAAAAAAUUCAUAUUAUCGUUCCAACUUAUUUUUUAUAUUUACCAUAAUUUUAAUACCGAUCAUUCAUUUAUUAUUAGUCAAUAGUAAUAGUUUCGUUUCAUUUUCUGCGCAAUGAAUGCGAUAUAAUAAGAAAAUUACACAAAUUGCCUUAGUUAUA